Meira miltonrushii is the source of this 3937-nucleotide messenger RNA. RefSeq lists its product as uncharacterized. Gene Ontology annotation, biological process: regulation of DNA-templated transcription. Gene Ontology annotation, molecular function: zinc ion binding; DNA-binding transcription factor activity, RNA polymerase II-specific. NCBI's taxonomy places the organism in Eukaryota, Fungi, Basidiomycota, Exobasidiomycetes, Exobasidiales, Brachybasidiaceae. Bases 316 to 3504 code for a protein of 1062 amino acids. The transcript has a single exon. The record is from RefSeq and is a predicted model, not a curated record.
CCAUUUUUGAUUGUGUGUGCAUACUCACACAGACUUCAUUGUAAACGUCAAAAUGCAAUUACCCUUAAAGUACACACACACACGCGGGCAUAAAACACACACAUAAGCUGUGUUGCAUACAAUCUGCAUCUAAUUUAUAGCUUAAUUAAUCAAAAAGCGGCGAUCAAACAGUGUGUGUAAGUGUGUGUCUACUUGCCCAAUCAGCUGACCACGUACAAACAAACACAAAUAAUCAUAACUCCUCUCUACAACAUUGUAUUGACAUGGUAAAUUGAUCCUUCUUCAUUGAAUGGCGAAAUUGUCAUCGACAAUCCUAUGACGCAUAUCAAUUCAAAUUCACCUCCUAUACUAUGGCCUCCGGUAUCCUUCUCCGGUACGAGUUAUUCGACCGGGAAUAACAUCUAUGACAAUAAAGAAGGUCAAGAUGGUUUAAUCAACACAAACGCAGCAUGGAACGUUAGCGGUCCAAUUGAUACCAAUCAACUUCAACCUUCUCAUAAUGAUGUAAUUGUUGAAAGUUCCAACAGUCAGCAAACUGCCAAUCUUCCGGCUGAUGCAUUCAUAGCAUUCCCAACACAGCAACAAGGCAUUCAUCCACCUUUUCAGCAUAUACCUCCAACAUCUCAUUUCCAAACAAGCAUACCGACAGCUACUCAGCCACACUUCAUCGACGACAGACAGCCUGCAGGAAUCAACGCUCCUGCUGUCGUUCAGAAUACGGUUACUCUACAAAAGCUUCCCAAACGCGAUCAUUCAAAUGAUGGAAAUGCAGAUGCAUCUCAACCAACCGAUCCACCUAAGCGUACAAAAAAGAAGAAUACAAAUACCAAACGAGAACAAUACCGAUCAUGCGAUCAAUGUCGUUCAGCAAAAAGUGCUUGUGAUUUGAAAUUGGAAGCUCCUUUGGUAGAUGGCAUACCUGCUAAAGCUUGUUCGGGAUGUGCAAGACGUGAAAUCUUUUGUACGGCUUUAUGGCUAGAGCGGAUGCUUACACAAAGAGAACAAAAGCGAAAGAAAAAUGCUGUUCAUGAACAUCAAAAUCAACAACAAGCUCGACAAGCAAAUGCAGCACCUUAUCCGACAACCAAGGAUCAACCGCCAGCAAUCGUUGUGCCAGCAGGACAAGUGAAUCAAAUCGAAAGUGGCACAACUCAAUUCUUGACGCCAAGCCCGAUCAAUGCGGCGCUUCCUUUGGUCAGUGGUAAUAUUGCCAAUUCUCAGCAACCCAUGUGGCAACACUUGUACGCCCUACAGACGUACAACUCACACACUCUUCCACACAGCAAAAUGGAACAGAGUCUCGGCAAAGAUCUAAUGAUGGACCAUUUGGAACGGAACAAGUUCAAAAUCUUUUACGAAACCUUUGAGAUCCCAUUCUCUCAUUGGCUUGGUCAAGAAUGCAUUCCGCCGCCUUACCGAGCAGGCUUGGCGAUCAUGAAUGAUAGCCAAACAAACACAAGCGGUGAUGCAUACGCAGGAUCGAUGCACAGCUCGCCCAACAUUGGUACGCAUCGAGGCAAUGAAGCUUUGCAACGUGUACUGAACAAGGCAAUGCUCGAGACGGGUUCAGAUGCAAUUGGAAAGUGCUCCUUUGCUUCGGCGCCUUUUUUGCUUUCUUCGGUUUACAUCUUGGAUGCUUUGAUGGACUCGAAGCGAUUUCGCGGGAGUCGUAGUCCCAGAUCACCUCUUUACAGUGCGCAAAUCGAAUCAGCAUUACAUUCGGCAGUUUUGGCAAGUGCUUCUCAGUAUGGCAGUCAAAGUGCUGAAAAUCUUGAAGCUCAAAAGCAUAUGACGGCAACUGCAUGGUACAAAGCAAAGAAGGAACUGUUCGAUUUAAUAUCUGAUACCUGGUCUUUCCGUCUAGCAUUGGGUUUGCUCAUCUUUGGAAUGACAACGCCUCCGACACCCGAAGACGGACGUGUUGAUCAUUCGACAUCUGAAUUAUACCAAAAUACCCUCUUUGCAGCCACUGAAGCCUGUCAAAGAUUACGACAACUUUGUCAACACGUUCGUAGGAUUAUUUCGAGAUGUCGUAAAGAAAGACGUUCAGCUCCGGUUGAUAGUGAUAUAACGGAAUUACUGGGUGCUCUUGAAUGGCUGGCGAUUAUGAUUGAUACUGUCAAGAUGGUCACUUAUCGCACAAAUGUUUCGAAUCCCUUGACAAUUGCUGCAAUUUCAUCGGCUGAUUCGAAUGAGGAUCAAACGGAUUCAUUGGAAAGUAACAUGGAUGCCAUGUAUUCUAUGCCGAUCAUGGAUGCUGAUGACAGUGACGAUUUUGAUGACUCCGAUCAGUCGGAUGAUGUUGCAAAUAACAUCUUACUUCUUUCCAGAUUGGAUCUUCGUUCUGACGGUUCGAAUGAUGGAAGCCUUCCGUCGUCAUCGCCACAGAUGCAGUUCGCUUCAAAUGACAUGCAAGCUUCUUCGAGCAAGAGCCCUUCGUUGGAUUCGCAAUCUGUGUCUUUAUCUCGUUGGGAAGACGUAAAGAUGUGGAAUAUGAUCAUCGAACGAACACGUCAGACAAGCAUGCAAGCUCGCGUUCAAAUCACACAAACUGGCAGCAUUGACACCGAAUUGCUUUUGCUGACCAUUCGAAGGGCGACUUCUUUGAAGAUUCUGUUGUGGAAAGCAGUGGCAGAUUAUGCCAAUCUGUCUCGUUGUGAAAAGUACAUGAACGGUCUUCUCAAAACAUCUGCAACCAGCAUUUUGACGUUUGGUCAAAAUGUAGUUGAACAAGAUGAAGCAUAUCAAACGAUUGUUGAAAUCAUUCGACUUUGGCAUUCGAUCUUUGGUGAGAUGGCUAAAACUGCAAUGGAUUCGUUUGCUUCUUUGCCAAAAUCAGGAAGGUCUAUGCUCUCAUUCGUGUGCAAUCAUGUUGCGCUAGGCACUUUGCAUUUCUUCAAUAUCGCCGAAGCGAUACAAAGGGACCUGUAUGCAAGGAAGAAAAGAAAAUUAAGCUUCCAACAUAAUUCUGGCAUAAAAGCACCUCUCAAUCGUGUUCCGGGCUCGCAUGACUUCUUGCACGAUCCUCAGUCCAAUGAAAACAGGGAUACAAAGCAUGAAUUCUCGGCACAACAUCGAUCACUCAGACUCAAUGCAGCAGAGCAUAUCUCAUUCAUUGCGGAACUCAACAAUGUAUACGCAGAUCAAGAUGUAGACUUUUCUGUUGUGAACAUGUUCCCAGGGGAGAAGAAAGUGACAGAAGCCGUUCUUUCUGCAUCGGGUAAUGCCUAUCAUCCCGACUUCUGGCAUCAUCCGUUCAUCAGUAUGUUUUUACAAGCUCAACAUAUGGCAGCUUAUGAACUUUUACAAGAAGCUCAAGCUGCUCUUUCACUUCAAGGUGCGUAUGAUGGUCGACCUUUACCGUCUUUAUUACGUUCUGCCGAUGUUUGCCUUAUUGCUAUCCAACGUAUGUCAAGCGGUUUGAUCUCUGUUCCAAGACCGGCAAUUGAGACAAAGAUGCAAUUGGAAGUGCUACGAGCAAUGAGAGCAUCUUUCGGAUUUUAACAAGUUUCGCUUCUUUCUUUCGUUCGUUCGUUCGUUUUAAUCGUUAAUAUGUGUACCUAUAUACCUUUUUCUCGCGCAUCCUUCUUUUUUACUGUAUCUUAUUUUCUCUCUCUCUCUCUCUCUUUAGCAAUUUUUUGAAAUGAUAUCGCAAUUGUCAAGACACCAUCAUACAUUCUGAUGAAACGGCUUCUAACGAGUGGUAUAACCACCAUUUGCAAAGAUUGUUUGACCUGUGAUCCAAUUACCAUCUGAAACCAAAUGUUUGAUGAUUGGAGCGAUAUCAUGAAUAUCUGUCAAGCGACCAUCGAGAGCUUGUGAUUUAUGGAAAGCAACGGCAGCAUCUUCUUCUUGUGGAUAAAAGAAAGGCGUAUCCAUUGGACCUGGAGCGAUUGCAUUGACGGAAAUACGUCUUUGUUGUAAUUCCUUAGAGGCG